This is a messenger RNA of Saitoella complicata NRRL Y-17804, 444 nucleotides long. Its product is annotated as molybdenum cofactor synthesis protein 2B. The transcript has a single exon. Gene Ontology annotation, cellular component: cytosol. Gene Ontology annotation, molecular function: molybdopterin synthase activity. The annotation marks the transcript as partial. Gene Ontology annotation, biological process: Mo-molybdopterin cofactor biosynthetic process. The record is from RefSeq and is a predicted model, not a curated record. NCBI's taxonomy places the organism in Eukaryota, Fungi, Ascomycota, Saitoellomycetes, Saitoellales, Saitoellaceae.
GAGACGGGUGAUGAGCGACUUUUCGUGAGUUUGACCUACGACACCCUCGACGUCAAAACCCAAAUCGACCGUGUCCGCUCCCCCAAAGCCGGCGCAAUCGUCCUCUUCUCCGGUACAACCCGCGACAACUUCGAGAACAAACCCGUCACGCACCUCUCCUACGAAUCCUACACCCCCCUCGCCCUCACAUCCCUCACUCACAUCGCCACCACCGCUCUCCAACGCUGGAAUUUGGAGGGGGUGGCGGUGACGCAUAGACUGGGAACGGUAGGGGUGGGCGAGGAGAGUAUCUUGAUUGCGGUUAGUUGUGGGCAUAGAAAAGAGUCAUUUGAGGCUGGGGAGUGGGUGCUUGAGGAGGUCAAGAAGAGGGCGGAGGUUUGGAAGAGGGAGGAGUAUGGGGUUGUCGGGGAGGGGGCGAAGUGGAAGGAGAAUUUUGAGGGUGCG